This is a messenger RNA of Capronia coronata CBS 617.96, 477 nucleotides long. RefSeq names its product ubiquitin-conjugating enzyme E2 D/E. The coding region runs from base 1 to 477 and encodes 158 amino acids. Lineage: Eukaryota; Fungi; Ascomycota; Eurotiomycetes; Chaetothyriales; Herpotrichiellaceae. The transcript has 4 exons. The record is from RefSeq and is a predicted model, not a curated record.
AUGGCUAGCCAGAAACGCGUUACCAAAGAACUGGCGGACUUGAUGAACUCUCCGCCGCCGGGAAUCACAGUGGCUUUGGCAGAUGAAGCAAACCUCUAUCAAUGGAGGGUGACUAUGGAAGGCCCGGCUGGGUCUCCUUAUGCUGGAGGCAAAUUCGACAUGUCCAUCAACCUUCCCAAGGAAUAUCCAUUCAAACCGCCGUCUGUCGUCUUCACCACGAAGAUCUACCAUCCCAACAUCUCGAACGAUUCGCCGCCCAACACCGGCACCAUGUGUCUCGGCAUGCUGAAGGACUCGGAGUGGAAGCCGAGCACCAAGAUGAGUGCCGUGCUUGAGUUUGCGAGACAGUUGCUCAAAGAACCUAAUCCAGAUGACGCCGUCGAGGCAAAGAUCGCCGAUCAGUACCGCAACGACCGAGCCGCGUACGAAAAAGAGGCUAGAGACUGGGUCAAGCGAUACGCGAGCGGAAAGAAAUGA